AUCAAUAUGCAAAUAAAAAAAUCAAUAUGCAUUAUUGUGUAGCACAUCUCAAACUUUAAUAUAUUUACUUAAACUUUAAUAACAUAUUUACUUUAAAUGUCAUUCAAAGCCUAGUUACUAAAAUGUUAGUGUCCUCAAAGACUUUAAGGUAUUUCUACACCCCAGCUGUCAAAUAUAACUUAAAUGUAAUAAUUUAAUAAUAAAGUAGUUCUUUAGCGCUAAAAAACAAACACACAAAAAACCCCAAAACACAACUAAAUGCAGUGUGCAUGCACUUGCAUAAGGUAGGACCUAAAAUUAGGGAUCACCAACAGAAAGAAUGUUAUUUAUUCCCUGAUUACCAGUAAAAUGAAUAGGCCAAUGGCCAGGAGGAAGCCCAUGGCUGAUCCCAUCCUGAAAAGACUACAUUGCGUGGGAAACCAGAGAAGUUGGUGAGCAUUUGCUCUAGUGUCCAAGAGCACAUCCUUUACGUUUUCUUGCCAUCCAAAUCCAGUAAAGAAGGCGCGGGGUGGGGGGCGAGAGUAAGAGAGGAAGUGAGGAGGAGAGAGAUGGGCAGAUGGACUGGGAUCCCGGGGAAAGAAUUGCCCGCCUAGCCACACCCCGGUUUCCCAGGUAACGCGGUAAACAGAACUUGAGCUCCUUUCCCUCUGUGAACUCCAUAGGUGUAGAGUGGUAGGCAGAAAGUAGCGGGGAGUGAAGAUGUGCUCUUUCGUGAGAGUAGGGUCCUCCAAAGGGUUAGAGCCCCCAAAGAAAUUGGAAACUUCCCUUGGGACCGGUACAGGUUUCCCCUUAGUGAUGAGUGCUGUUGGAGGCACGAGGGUGUCUGAGAGGAAGUCUCCCCUGAGCAUGGGAGUCGGAUUAACCCACAAAGGAAAGGAUGAUGUAGGAGAGAGGAGGGUGUUCAGGGGAACAAUAUCUCCCACGGAGUGUGGGCUCAGGGGAGGAUUAAAAAAAGACUCCCAGUGGAGGGAGAGCCCCUUGGUUAGUGAUAAAUACGAGGAGAGAACGGCAUCAUCAGAAACAAAAUCUCCAUUGAAUAAGGGGCUUGAACUUAAAUUAAAAAGACAAGAUAUUUCUAGGACCCCCUUGGAGAGGAGUAAUUUAGGUAUCAACAGGGUCUCAGCCUCACAGGAAACAAGACCUUCCCUGGAUAUGUUGCCAGAAAAUGAGUGUCUUCUGGCAAAGUGUUCUGGAAGGAGAAUACAGCAUCCCUCGGGUAUGGUGUGUGAAAGUCCGCAGGCUCUGGGGAGCAGGAGAGGUCCUGUGGCUGGUGCCCCUGAAGGGUUUGGGGCCUCAGUGGAGAAGCAGCAGGCUUUGGGUGCGGAACCUAGCCAGGAACUGGAAAAAGAGCCCACCUGUGUGGUGAUGAAGCCCAGUGUAGAGAUGACGUCUCCCGUGGAGGUGGACAUUGGGCUGCCCCAGCCAGAGGAGCCAGAUGCCACGAAGAAUACAGAGCCCCUAAUGGGCUUGGUGAUUGAACCUUCUGAGUGCCAGUUCGCCCAACAGCCUGAAGAGAAAAGAGAGGCUGAAAACUUUGAACCAGGAGUAGAACCUCCAGAUCGCAUCAGACCCAUCUACGCUGGGAAAUUUUUUGAUCGAAUGCCGUGCUAUCCAAGUGCAGGGAAAGUUAUUCCGAUUGGAUACAGAGUUGCAACCUGCUUGACUGAAAAACUUCCAAGGCCAAUUACUCCACCUGAGGCAAAAAAAUUUUUCAACUUCAGAUACCCACCUGCUGGAGCCGAAAGAGUAUUUUAUGGCAGAGCAAAUGAUCCUCAAAUUGCACCGUAUUUGACACAUGGAAUAAGAUCUAAAGUUUCAUUACCGGCAAAUGUAUUGAUAAACCCACAGCCUAUUACAACAUUUCAACAGAAAAUUAAAGAUAAAAAGGAAUCAAUAUAUUUUAGUAAUCAACGAGCACCAUUAGGAAAAUCUCAUGAUCAAUCACCAGGAUUACCUAAAGGCCUGGAUGUACUCAAUACGACAUUUGGAACAACAGUCAUCAGAGAUAUAUCUGCUCGAGAUGUGGUGAAUCCACCGAAACCCUAUCAUGAAGUAUUUAAAGAAGGAGAGGAAGGGCAUGACCUAUAUGUUGUUUCUCACAAUGAUUAUUAUGUGGGAGAAGCAAAGAACCGAAAGUAUAACCCAUCAACUUUCCAUAGGUUUAACCUGUACGGGGCCCCAACACCACAUUUUAAUGAUGGACGAACCAUGGCAAAAAGUUUAUAUUGGCUCCAUGAAUUACAAAUGAAAAGAGGAGCUAAGGUUGUAUCCAAGAGAAUUGAUGAUUUCAAAGAAAAGUUUCAACAUAAACUUGGAAGAGUCUUUGAUCCCAUUGCAGAAACAAUGAAUGUUCAUCCGGACCACACAUUUGGAGCUUGUCUCCGUCCUGACGACUAUGGCUCUGAUGAUCUCAUCUAUAAUAGACUCCCGAGUGAAUAUCUUCGAGGCAAGGAUAGGGAGCGAGCCAUGGUUGCAGCAGUUCGUCAUCACUUGAAGAACGUUAACUGCGAAAGGUUUGACUCUUUGCUGACAGCCUUCAGGCACUAUGACAAGAAGGCAGAUGGGGUGAUAGAUAAAGAUGAACUUCUGGAAGCUUGUGAGCAGGCCAACUUGCACUUGGAUGAGAAGCUCCUGGACCAGCUAUUUGACUACUGUGAUGUGGAUAAUGAUGGGCUGAUUAGCUACCUGGAAUUUGCAAAUUAUCUUACCUGGAAAGAUAAAAUGCCUCUGAAAGAGUAUGAAGAGAGGGUUGUCAUUAAAGGUAAAAAGCCAGAUUGUGCAAACCCUGCUGAGGAUAAUGCUGAAGAAUCAGAACCAACCCUCCUGGUACAGCCUGAAGACAUUGUCUUAAAUGAGAACUCAGAAAAGACUCUCCGGACACUUCAGAGGCCAAGCGAUAAAGUUUCCAGCCACUAUAAGACCACUUCUUCUGAUAUCAAUGCGGUUGUAGGAGCUGUCCCUACCAUCUGUUAUCCCAUCUAUGGCGUUCCAACCAUUCGAUCUGAUAUCCCUGCCCCCAGAAUUCGCCGCAUCAGUGAUAGAACGAAUUAUGGUGAAGAGGGAAAUGCCUAUUCGUUGCUGUAUCCUUCCAUCUUUGGCCAGAAAGGAGUGUUUGAAAGAGACUUCUUCCAAACCAGAUCCAAAAAAGAGAUUGCAGAGAUAUUAUGUAAGAUUGGUGUCAAGCUUUCUGAUGAAGAAUUUGAAAAUGUAUGGAAUCUUGCAUCAAAAAAACAUCACAGAGGAGAAGUCUGUAUUGAGACCAUUAGGAAUGUUCUAGAUGAGCUACUGCAUGCAGAACGGGUGAAGUGUAAAACAACCAUGUGAUAUUUUGGGAGUUCAUUCAUUUAAAUAAAGGAAUUGUUAAAUCUA
Messenger RNA from Myotis davidii, 3369 nucleotides. RefSeq names its product EF-hand domain family member B (gene EFHB). Bases 700 to 3324 code for a protein of 874 amino acids. NCBI's taxonomy places the organism in Eukaryota, Metazoa, Chordata, Mammalia, Chiroptera, Vespertilionidae. Gene Ontology annotation, molecular function: calcium ion binding. The transcript is spliced from 13 exons. The record is from RefSeq and is a predicted model, not a curated record.